Melampsora larici-populina 98AG31 is the source of this 2287-nucleotide messenger RNA. RefSeq lists its product as uncharacterized. The coding region runs from base 88 to 2151 and encodes 687 amino acids. Gene Ontology annotation, biological process: cristae formation. The transcript is spliced from 4 exons. Gene Ontology annotation, cellular component: MICOS complex. Lineage: Eukaryota; Fungi; Basidiomycota; Pucciniomycetes; Pucciniales; Melampsoraceae. The record is from RefSeq and is a predicted model, not a curated record.
CGAUCACAACUACCACUUCAUCCAAGCUCGGAACCUGAUAGCCAUCCUCAACCAUCCUCAACCAAUACUUCAUUGUAUAUUAUAUUCAUGACGGGCUUGAGGCCGUCAUCUUUGACUCGAGUUCAGCUUCGUCAAGGAAAAUCGUUCAAUACGCUCAACAUGUCCAUCAGGUCUUCCAACUCGAUUGUUCCUCUUAACCAUGCCAUUCGUCAAACAUCUAUGAGCUCAAGGAUGAACUUGGCUCAAAGAAGACUUUACGCCACUAAUUUGACCCCUCCUACACCUCCUAAGCGGAAAGGUCUGGUGCGGAAGUUCGUCUUACCUACUGCUGUUUUCGGAGGUGUCUUUUACGGUGCUGGCAUCUACGCUUCGUUCCAAAACGAAUGGGUCAAUGACUUCUUUACUCAAAACGUACCACUUGGCGAGGAACUCGUCAAUUAUUUUGAAGAGUACAAUCUAGAAAAGAUUGGUGACGUUUCGAAACGGGCAGUAGAAGUCACAGGAGGCGUGAUCUCAAGUGCUAAAAACACCCUCGGUCUCACUGAAACUCAGGCUCUUCACACUUCUCCUUCACAAUCUACUACAUCUGUCAAUGGUGAUGAAGAGGCCAAGUUGAAAUCCAAAACAGAAACCAAUAUCGAGAAGAUGAAAGCAAAGACAGAAGCAGCCGUACAACGAGGACAAGAAUUAGCUGCUGCAGGUGCCCAUCAAAUCAAUAAAUCUUCUCAAAAACUGGAAUCGACUGCUAAAGCCAAAGCUGAUCAAGUGAAGCAAAGUCUGAAAUCCAAUGCACCUGCUGCAUCAGAGUCUUCCCCAACGACUUCAGCAUCAGCCACAACCUCUUCCACCGGAUCUCUUCCUAUCUACCCAGGAUCUAUUCCAAUCGGACACGAACCUCCACCUGGCUACAUCGGAUCUGCCCCUAGACCACGAGAUCCAUCGACUACCGCUGCUCCCCCUCCACCCUCUUUGCCUCUUCUAGCACCUAGUAUCCGAGGCUUCUCCGGUUCAGAACCCGCCCUUGGACAGUUGGCAUCUACCAUUGAUAAUCUCGCCGGAUUCUUGCGAGACAAUCCGGAUCUUGUUGUCCGAGGCAAGACCCAGAGUGGAGACGAUGCCCCAAGAGUCUUAGCAAGCGCUGAGGUCGAGUUGAAAAAUCUUGGUCAUCGAUUAGAAAAGAUCAAAGUUGAAGAGCGUCAACACCUGGAAAGCUCUUUAGACACUCAAGCUAAACAAUACAGCAAGCUCUUACUGGAUGCAGAACGAGAUUUACAUCAACGUCUUGACAAACAGGAAGAUGAUUGGAAGGAUGCCUUUGAAUCUGAGCGACAGAAACUGGUGAAAUUUUAUAAUGCCAAGUUAGAAAAAGAAUUAGAAACUCAACAGGAAUUGAUCAAUGAGAGACUGAAACAAGAAGUGAUUUCAAAGGGACUCGAAUUACAAAGGAAAUGGACUAGACAGAUCAAAUCACAGGUUGAACAAGAACGUGAAGGUCGAUUGAGCAAGUUGGUAGAAUUAGAAAGUUGUAUUAAAGAACUUGGACGAGCUACACUCGAUAACGAAGAAUAUCUUGAUCAGAAUCGUAGAGUUCAUAAACUUUGGAAUGGUAUUCGAGCGAUCUCACGAGUUUUCGAGUACAGCUUCAAACGCCCCUUCACCGAGGAAGUCCUUGCUUUGAAGGCUGUCAACAAAACUUUUAUGUCAGCCACUGAACCUUCCACUGACAUCAUUUCCACUGCUCUUGCUACUCUGUCGUCUCAGACCAUCGAGAAUGGAGUCGAGACGUUACCAAACUUAACGAUCUGGUUCCAAGAAUCUGUUGCACCACGAGUUCAAUCUGUUGCCUUCUUUCCUGAUCACGGAGGAUUUCUAGCAUACUUUGCUUCAUACUUUCUCAGUCACUUUUUAAUUAUCAACAAACAAAGUGGAUAUCAAAUCGAAGGUGAUGAUGUGAUGAGCGUCUUGAGAAGGGUAGAGAGUUUAUUGAAUGGAAAAGAUUUGGAUGGAGCUACAAGAGAAUUAAACGCUUUGAAAGGAUGGCCUAAGGUCUUGGCUCGUGAUUGGCUUGAAGCAGCAAGAAGACAUUUAGAAGUUAAACAAGCUAUUGAGUUAAUCGAAACUGAAGCUCGCUUACAAUCUUUAUUACUUUAAAGCUAAGUUAAAGAUUUGCUUUAUAUCCAAAUCAAAAAUCAAAACUCUUGCUUUCUUUUUCAAAUAGUGUAGUUUUUGUUUUCUUCUAGUACUCAAAAAUUAUUGAAAUUGAAAAAAACAAAAAACAAAAAGAUUG